UGUUGUUGGUGUUGUCAUGGUAACUAUAAAAUAAACCGUAUCUUUUUGCACCGUCUCAAAUUUUAACACAACACUUGUCCAGAAGCAUAUUUACUCGUAUAUGUACAUCCAUAAAUUUGCUCAUACAUAAUAAAAAAUGAAAUUAUCCUCCUUCGUAUUCGGUGCGAUCCCAUUAAUAAUUCAGUACUAUGCUAAAAAGUAUAUGGAAGAUGAUAAGACCAUAGCGUUACAAGAUUUAGAAAACGACUAUGGAAUCCCACGAAUUAAAAGUUACGACUUUAUCAUUGUUGGAGGUGGAACCGCGGGUUGUGUCGUUGCCGGCCGGCUCUCUGAACGUUUCAACGUUCUUCUUUUGGAAGCCGGGGGGACACCUAUUCCCCCCGCGCACGUGUCGUACUUCACCCGGGAUGUCGCGGUUGCUCCCGAUAUCAAUUAUUUCUAUGAGUCAGUCACCCAAAGGAAUAUGUCCCUUAGAAAUGGCGGCAUUUCCGCCUUUGAAACUGGAAAAAUGCUGGGAGGAUCGGGAUCGCAUAAUGAGAUGAUACAUCAAAGGGGAUCACCUCUCGACUGGGAUGGCUACGCCGCCAUGACGGGAGACGCCACGUGGAGGUAUGAAAAUGUGCUAGAAUUCUGGAAGAAAAGUGAAGAUUUUGUGGGACAGCUCAUCAAUCCGGAGCAAGGAGAUUAUUACGGAGUGGGUGGUCCCUUGACCUUGAACUCGGACAUACCACCCAUUUGGUCCAAGUGGGCCGAGGCAGCGGCUGAGCUAGGGUUUACAGUUGCAGACCCCAAUGCACAACAAAUACCAAGUUUUGCUCCGGUUCAAAUGCUUAUCGGUUCAGGUGCUCGUGUCAGCACUUAUACCGGAUAUAUUAAACCUUACGAAGAAAUCAGGGCGAAUCUUACGGUUAUUCGAUAUGCAAAUGUGGAACAGAUUCUUCUCGACCAAAACAAUCGCGCCUAUGGGGUAGCAUAUACCCGCCACGGAAUCCCGCAAAUAGCCCACGCAUCUAAUGAAGUCAUCUUAUCGGCGGGGGCUAUGAAUUCUCCCCUCCUGUUAAUGCUAUCCGGAGUCGGGCCUCGCGAAGUUCUUGAGCAAGCCGAAAUCCCGGUCAAAGUAAACAUACCCGCCGUCGGACAAAAUCUCAACGAUCACAUUUGGUUCAUGAUCCAAUCUUUUAAAUUCAACGCUUCCGCGUCUCCAUAUAUCCCGCGGAUCUUGGAAGAAGAUCUAGAAGCUGCGUUCACAACGUAUCUCGAAACUGGGGAAGGCGUCCUAGGUCAAGUCGAGGCCGGUCCGCAGGCCUUUCACGCAUCGUCACGCGCCAUCGUGGAGGGCGAGCCGGCUUGGUCGGAUGUCCGGAUCACGCUGACGACCAUGUGCCCUCUCAGCUUUUCUGAUGACGUAGACAGCUGGACGGCCUGUUAUCAUAUGGAAUUGGACAGGAUGAAGUCGAGGGGAAGUGUGUCUCUUAAUACGACGGCUUAUCUGGACGGUGUUAGAGAUGUUACAAAGCUGGUGUUGAUCGAUUUUAAGGCGUUUGACGUUGCGAGUGAUUUGGACGUUGCGUUAGAUGGAAUUGACCUCGUAUUUCGUAUAAUGGAAGAAACCUCUGCCUUCCAGUCGCUUGGAACGACAUUUGCGGGAACGGCGAUUAAUGGAUGCACUCACCUCCCCUUCCGAUCCAGGGAGUAUUGGGCGUGCCACGUGCAACAGGUCGCGACCACUGCGAUCCAUUCCGUCGGAACAUGUUCCAUGGGUGCAGUGACAGAUUCAAAGUUAAGAGUAAUGGGCGUCCCCGGCCUUCGCGUCGUGGAUGCGUCGGUCCUGCCAUACACGCCAAACGCUAACAUCAACGGUCCAGUUAUUCUCGUAGCGGAGAAAGCAGCGGACGAAAUUUCACAACAAUGGGGUGGUUUAAGUCAACCUUAAAAUUUUGUAAUUGUCUAAUAAAUCAUUGUCAAUUGAGGUCAAAUAAAUUGAGUCACCUUGUUUUUGAAUCAUCCCAAA
Folsomia candida is the source of this 2011-nucleotide messenger RNA. Its product is annotated as choline dehydrogenase, mitochondrial. NCBI's taxonomy places the organism in Eukaryota, Metazoa, Arthropoda, Collembola, Entomobryomorpha, Isotomidae. The transcript is spliced from 9 exons. The record is from RefSeq and is a predicted model, not a curated record. Bases 137 to 1933 code for a protein of 598 amino acids. Gene Ontology annotation, molecular function: flavin adenine dinucleotide binding; ecdysone oxidase activity.